Molecule: messenger RNA, 1557 nt
Organism: Rattus norvegicus (Norway rat)
Lineage: Eukaryota; Metazoa; Chordata; Mammalia; Rodentia; Muridae
Gene: Mrps10
Product: mitochondrial ribosomal protein S10
Cellular component (GO): ribosome; mitochondrion; mitochondrial small ribosomal subunit
Source: RefSeq, marked validated
CCGGAAGCGAUCGUGGGAGGUCAGGGCACCAAGAUGGCGGCGCGCGCAGCGUGUGUGGCUGUCUGCCGGCGCCUGCAGCAGGAAUUGGGGAAUUCAUCUAUAAAUGGUGCUAGGAGCAGUACAAUCAGAACUCGAGGCCUCCUGUUCAGUGCCAGGAUGAAGUGGGUACCAUUGUCAAAUCUGCACAUGGAUGUCCCAAAGGAUCUGGUCAGACCUACGAUAACCACUUCUGAUGAGCCAGACACGUUGUACAAACGCCUGUCCAUUUUAGUGAAAGCCCAUGACAAGGCUGUAUUAGACAGUUAUGAGUAUUUUGCCGUGCUCGCUGCUAAAGAACUUGGCCUUUCUAUUAAAGUACACGAGCCACCCAGGAAAAUAGAGCGCUUCACUCUCCUCAAGUCAGUGCACAUCUUCAAGAAGCACAGAGUCCAGUAUGAGAUGAGGACGCUCUACAGAUGUCUGGAGUUAAAACAUUUGACCGGAUGCACAGCCAAUGUCUACCUGGAAUACAUCCAGCGAAACCUACCUGAAGGGGUGGCCAUGGAAGUGACAAAGACACAGAUACAGCAGUUGCCAGAGCACAUCAAGGAGCCAAUGUGGGAAACAGUUUCCGGGGAGAAAGAAGAAACCAAAUCAUAAACCUCAGACAGCAGCUGUGCGGGGACCUGAACUGAGCAGACCUGUGUGUCCCACAGAGAGGCCCCGGCAAGGGGAGCCAGGGCCCCUGCCCUUGCUCUGUUGGGUCCUCAGCAGGGCAGCCAGGUGUGGGUCUGGGGAAGAACCACUGUAUCUGUUCUUUUUUUUUUUUUUUUUUUUUUUUUAAAGACUUAUUUGUUUGUUUAUUUAUUAUAAGUACACUGUAGCUGUUUUCAGACACAGAUGCAGAGUGCAUCAGAUCUCAUUACGGAUGGUUGUGAGCCACCAUGUGGUUGCUGGGAUUUGAACUCAGGACCUCUGGAAAAGCAGUCAGUGCUCCUAACCACUGAGCCAUCUCUCCAGCCCGUAUCUGUUCUUUAUACCAGGCUAUGCCUGUGUUCUGAUUUGAACAAACAUUAGCAAACUUCGGUAUGACCCGAAACAAAAGAACCAGAUUUAAACCCUGUGUAGCACUGCCAACUUCUUGUUAGCUUGCGCUAAUUUUAUUUUAUUUUGUUUUUAUUUAUUUAUACAUUCAUUCCUUCAUUUUUAUUUCUGGAACUCAAAGAGAUCUACCUGCCUCCCCCUCCCAGAUGCUGGAUUAAAGCUGUGUCUACCAUGCAUGGCUGGUUUGUGGUAAUUUUAAAUGUUUACUUGUUCAUUCACACGCAUUUUUACUCCCUAAACAACCUGUGGUAAAAUGGAUGCUGGGCAGUUUAGAAUGUGGCCUUUGUGCAGCCAGUGUGUGUUGCCUGGAGGUGACAGCUAAUGUCAACACUCUGCAUACUGCAGUGAGUCUUUGCUCUCAAGCGAUUAGCAGUGUGUGUCCUGUGAUUCAUUCAUUCACCAAGCCUUUAUUCAGUGAACUCUGCCCCAGGACUGUGGUGAGACCCAGUGAUUAAACAGAACCAAUGGCUUGCA